Messenger RNA from Blepharisma stoltei, 753 nucleotides. The record is from the annotation of a GenBank genome assembly. NCBI's taxonomy places the organism in Eukaryota, Ciliophora, Heterotrichea, Heterotrichida, Blepharismidae.
AUGGAUGUCUUAAAAUUCAAUUCAAGACCAAAUGAAUCAGAUAGGUGUAACAGCAGCUCGCCGGUGACUAAAAUUUCGGAGCGCAGCUUUAUAAACCAAAUAGAAAAAAUCUAUAAGUCGCCUAAUGAUUCGUGUGACUCUAAUAUCAAGACUGUGCCUUCAGAUCAUUAUUUGGAGAGGAGAUUCAAGCCUUAUCAUAGGGCUUCUCGACAAGUGAAUUCAGUAAUUAAAACUUUUAAUAGAAGGAGAAGUCCUUAUUUUGACCAAGCCAAAGAAGAUUUAAACACUUUUUUGCAAAAAUUGCCGUCGAACGAUCAAUUUGCGAAAUCCCCUAUUCCACCGAAAAUUAAUGAGGAUAAAAAAAUCCAGUCACAACGGUCUUUGAGGUCAGAAAACCAACGUAGCAGAGAAAAUUCGUUGAGAGAAAUAAGCCCGAAAAUGCGGCGGUUUUUAAUAUCGCAAAGUCUUAGCAAUAAUUCAGCUAAGGUGUAUCAAGAUUCCUUACAAGAGUAUAAGCUUGUAGAGUCAAUAUCAAGUAUUCAUAGUAAAGGGCCGAUUUCUAAGUUUAAGCUUAGAAAUCACCAAAGAUAUCGAUCAUUAGAAUUUGGGCUAAAUAUAAGCAAAAUUUCAGAUAAUUCGUUAGAAAAGUUCCCUGUAAUCCACUCACAUGAGCAAUCUAACUCAGCCUCCCCGAACAAAAAAAAGCCCAAGCAGCUGCUGGUUCAUCUAGGAGUGAGCAUGUCAGAAAACUAA